AUGGCUUCAUUUCCUGACGCCAACGAUGGCAGCGUUCCCACACGCAUCACGGUCAAGUGCUGCCAUGGCGAGUGCGCCGAAUCGGCUGCCUACGGGUUUCCCCUUUGCUUUAUCCAUUUGAAACUUCAUAAUGCCCCCCCUUUCAUUAGCAUGUUUAACAAGAACAAAAAACACAACGACAACAACAAAGAGGACCAAUCAACGGCCUCUGAAGAUUCUCCGGCAGGAAGUCUUGAGUCGUCGUCGAAACCAAUAUCCACGGCUCCUCCUGUCACGUCCAACUCGCGCAUAGAGCCAAUUCGCAAAAGACUGGACGGUAAGGCCACAGCCAGAAAAACCAUCAACUUGCCACGUGCGUCGCCCAUGGCUCCCAUCACCCGCCGGCCUAGCCAGCCAGCCGGCUCAUCCGCCCUGAAUGGGGAAGCCUUACCCAGUGAGCCUAGUAGGAAGAAACGUCGUGUUGAUCCCAGCAGCACCACUGGCGAUGCAAUUGGGACACCAGCUUCUAGCUUCGGGCCGGCUGGUCAUCCCAUACGUGAUUCGCGCUCAAACCGUGACGUUUCUGGUUCUGGAAAGUCCACUAGAGGUCUACGGGAGACGCCGGCAAGUAGUUUCUAUGGCCACAGUCCCACCGUCAGUGAGGUUUCCAAGACCCGGACUCCUAUUGUCGAACUCCGAGACUUGCUCUCGGCAGACAAGGAACAAACGCCGGGCUCAGAACCAUCAAAGGCGAAAGCACCGGUGCCGGUCGUCGAAGCGUCGCCCAAGGUGUUCAAUCAAGGUCCUGCCAAAUACUGGGAGGAGCACAGGGCCAUGUUGACGUCCCCAACUGGCCCGCAACUGGCCCACGAGCGCCAAUUGCAUGAGGAGCAGGCAAUGAAAGCACCUGCAGUCUUGACCUCAUUUGAUGGUACAUAUGAUAUCUCUGGGAGCACCAUAACGCCAGGCAGUCAACAGCCCAAUACUCAUUCUGUCAACACACACCACUCGCCGUUUUCCAUGUCAACACAGUCGAUGAGUUCUAGCAGCUCUGACACGUUAGCUCCUCAGAUGCAAAAGCAUCUGUUGAGGCUGUAUUCAGAAAAUCAGUCUCAGCUUACGGGGCAGGAUUUGAACUUGGACACAGGUCAAGGGGGUUUGAAUGCCCCCAACCAAAGGCGCGUUCUCUUCCCAGGUGCGACUCAGGAUGCCUCCCAAAACACUAGGUCACAAGCAAAGCACACGCACAAUGUUGAACAACCAGCAGUGGCUCGACGACUGCUUCGUUGCAUCAAACGGGAUACACAAGCAAGCACGACUGAAAUGUCCAACGCAGAAUCAGAGCUACUGCCCGUUGAGGAGAGGCGCCGCUGGCUGCUUUCAGUAGAUGCGCAGCCGGUGUUUGACAAUCUGAUUUACAGCCAAAGCGCCGCACAACUGGCACCUCCACAAAGCGUACACUUACCGCCGAGGACGGAACCACCAGAGCCGCGAGGCGCUCCGCUGUUUGCAGCCCUCAACCCACACUCCCAUUGGUGCCGCCCGCGCUCAAAGACCUGGCUUGAGAAGAAGGAAUCCGAAAUAGAGUCUAGAGAGGAUCGGAAGGGAAGGUUUGGUAUGGCAGUCGAGAGUCUUGCCACCAGUAGACGAGAGGAGGCUGCUGCCAAUCCCGCCCCGGCGCUAGCACGCGACCCGUUACCAGUGCAAGCCAACGGUAGGAGUCGUGGGAAAAGCAAUGCUAAAAGGCCCUCUAGGGGAGGAGAAUCUGGACACGCGAAUGGCUUGAGCAAAAACACGGCCGCACUGGCGCGCAUGAAAUCACAAUUCGACGCCUGGGACAUACAGGUCUGGGAAAAAGAUAAGGAACAGACGCGCAAGGAAGAGGAGAUGGCGCAGGCUUUUCCGUCUUCUGUUCCUGGGAAGCGCGUGAGACGUAAAGCCAAUGGCAGAUAA
Pyricularia grisea is the source of this 1932-nucleotide messenger RNA. RefSeq lists its product as uncharacterized. The transcript has a single exon. The record is from RefSeq and is a predicted model, not a curated record. Lineage: Eukaryota; Fungi; Ascomycota; Sordariomycetes; Magnaporthales; Pyriculariaceae. The coding region runs from base 1 to 1932 and encodes 643 amino acids.